This is a messenger RNA of Limulus polyphemus (Atlantic horseshoe crab), 5993 nucleotides long. It is a transcript of the gene oxt, whose product is annotated as xylosyltransferase oxt-like. Gene Ontology annotation, molecular function: protein xylosyltransferase activity. NCBI's taxonomy places the organism in Eukaryota, Metazoa, Arthropoda, Merostomata, Xiphosura, Limulidae. The transcript is spliced from 14 exons. Gene Ontology annotation, cellular component: membrane. The coding region runs from base 461 to 3367 and encodes 968 amino acids. Gene Ontology annotation, biological process: chondroitin sulfate proteoglycan biosynthetic process; heparan sulfate proteoglycan biosynthetic process. The record is from RefSeq and is a predicted model, not a curated record.
AGGGCUGCGUUGGAAAUCAUUUGACAGUGGUUUGGGAUUAUGCUACUGUUAAAUAACAAAAUAUCCCAACAGAUAACUAAGGAAUUUCAUAUUAACGAUGGAAUAUAAAAUGGUAUGAGCUACUAUCAGCUUGAAUGAGAAUAUCUACAAUCAACCUUAUUGAUUGAAGCAACAAGUUUACUAAUUUAGUGGGAUGGAUGCUUCAGUUUUGGUACAAGUGAAAAUGCCCAUAGCUACGGCUUCUUUGUGAUGGUUUAAAUAUGUUUUUCAAAGGUGGAGGAAAAAACACUAAUUUAUCUUAGUUUAAGAAAGAAUCUAUCAGCUAGCUUAACAGAUUUUCUACUUAUUGUUUUAAUAAUAUCUAUCACAUGUAGUUGAACAUUAUUAAAGUUAAUAUAAAGGAUGCUUUGAAUCAAGUGGACUUCCUGAUCAUAGCAAUUAUUUUGACUCAUGAUGGAAAAUGGCAGCAUCAGCAAGUGGGCUAAAUGCACGUUGGUGCAGGCGUUACAAACCGUUUUUUAUUGUGGUAGGAAUAAUCCUUGUUGUCCAGGGUUUCCUAGCAUACAGUUUUUACACCAUAUUUGGAAUGGAUGAAGAAGGUUCACAAUGGCAAGGAAACACUAAAAGAAUUAGGGGAAACAUUCAGUUGGUCCAACAACAAUCCAAACAUAUUGAUGAGUAUAACAUAGAUGAUGAAGACUCCCUCAGUAACAUUUGGGAUAAGUCGGCAAGAAACAGUAAUAACCGACAUAGUGAAGUUAAAAUAUUAGAGCAAGACGGGCUUCAUAAUGAAAUUGUAGUUCCUAACGUACAAAACCUGAUUUCUCGGACAGAUCGACUACUGUCAGACUAUGAUUUAGUAGCUAAGGAGCCCAGUAGUGUAUUAAAUACAUCUAAACAGGUCGAAAAGAAAGACAAUGAAUCCUUGAAUUUCAGUAAACUAAAUUUCAAGCCCUGGUGUGAAAUACUAUCUCGAGAUGCCAUAUCAGCUAUUAAUCGUGCCAGAAGUCAGGGAUGUAAAGAGAAAAUAGCUAAUGUUACGUGCCUUAUUAAAGCAGGGAAGAUGUACCCAACACAACUCCCACGAUACUGUCCAGUAGAAGGUGAUAAAAAAGGAACAUAUCUUGGUUGUUUUAAGGAUGCAAGUCAAAAACGAAUUCUCCCAAGAACAUUUACCAAAUUAUCCCAUAACACUCCCUUAUCAUGCAUACAGAAGUGUUUCCAGUCAGGCUUUCAGUAUGCAGGGACACAAUACAGUUUAGAGUGUUUCUGCGGGAGAGAGCCACCCCCUGAAAGUAUGAAAAUUGAUGAAUCUGAAUGCAAUAUGGCUUGUCCUAAAAAUCUGAGUCUUGUAUGUGGAGGAUAUUUUUCAAUGAAUGUAUAUGCUACUGGUUUGCCAAAGUUUGUAAAAAAUAAAGCAUUGCCCGCAGUAGAUACAGAGAAAAAUGAUCCAGUCACUAUAGUCUUCCUGCUUACAGUGAAUGGUCGAGCCGUCCGUCAAGUCCGUCGCCUUAUCAGAGCUUUGUAUCAUACACGACAUUAUUUUUUUAUUCAUGUAGACUCUCGACAAGAUUAUCUCUUCCGGGAACUAUUGCCUCUAGAGGAGAAGUUUCCCAAUAUCCGUCUAUCCCGGUGGAGACUCUCUACAAUUUGGGGAGGAGCUAGUCUCCUUCAGAUGUUACUUCAAUGUAUUUGUGACUUGCUUGCCUUUAGGAAUUGGAAGUGGGACUAUGUAUUAAACUUAAGUGAAAGUGAUUUUCCUAUAAAGUCUUUGUCACAACUGGAGGGUUUUCUGACUGCCAACAAGGGCAUGAACUUCGUUAAAUCCCAUGGUCAAGAUACUCAGAGGUUUAUUGCAAAACAAGGUUUAGAUAAAACUUUCUAUGAGUGUGAUACACACAUGUGGAGAAUAGGAGAACGCACCCUUCCUUGGGGUAUACAAAUAGAUGGUGGAAGUGACUGGGUUGCUCUGAGUAGAGACUUUUGUACCUAUGUGGUAAAAGAAAACAAUGAGUUGCUAACUGGGUUAAAAACUGUCUUCAGUUACACACUUCUUCCUGCAGAAUCUUUCUUCCACACUGUACUUCAGAAUAGUGAGUAUUGCAAAAAGAUCAUAGAUAAUAACCUCCAUGUUACCAACUGGAAACGGAAACAGGGAUGUAAGUGCCAAUACCGACAUGUUGUGGACUGGUGUGGCUGCUCACCAAAUGAUUUUAAAAUUGAUGAUUGGCCAAGGAUCAAGGCAACAGAAAACCGUCCAUUUUUCUUUGGUCGAAAAUUUGAGCCUGUAGUUAACCAACAGAUAAUUGAACAAGUAGAGAGAUGGAUUAAUGGACCAAGAGAACUAGUCUCUCCAGUCACAAGUUCCUACUGGCAGAACGAGUAUCAUUGGAAGGAUAAAUCACCAGCUCCUGAUGAUGCCAAAAUUUCUAUUUAUAACAGUCUUGGCCGACUUGCAUGCCGACAACUACGAGAUGCUACUAAGCCAUGUAAUGUUGUACCACUGAAUGUUCGGGAAGCAACGUUGUUUUUUGAGACUGAUAUUUACAAAGGGACACUGAUUUUGUUUGAAGCCUCUGCUCAAGGUAUAUCAAGUCCUGUACUUCUGGAAGUACAAGCUCGACCAAGACAACAUUAUAUCAUACAUAAACCAGUUGGACCUACUGGACGACUGAAGUUUAUACAGGUGGGAACAGACUUUGACUUGAAAGAGCAACUGUUUAGAAACUUUGGCCGAAUAAUUGGGCCUUUUUCUGAGCCAGCAGCUCUUCAUAAGUGGGGACCAGGUAAGGAGUUCUCGGCAACAUUUGUUUGGGUGGACCCUACAAAAACUGUAGCAGGCUCUUAUGAAGUAAGGGUGGAAAGUGGAAAUCAGGACUUGCACCUUAAACCUGUGUUUAGACAGCCACUUCGUCCGGGCAUCUGGACUCUCCUGUUAAUGUACAACUGGGUUCUGGUAGCUGAAACACAUUUUCUGGUGGUCCCAUUAUCAGUAUAUAACACGCAACCAGUUGAUGAGCAGAAGACCCCGAUGAUUCACAGCGGUCCUGGAAAACAACCAUAUGUUGACCACGAUUUCAGUAAUGUAGAAACACUUCUUAAGUACACCAACAAAACUUUAAUGUUACAACAGGCAGUGCUUAAUUCUCAGAAGGCUGGUAAGGACUUGGAGAAUUGGAUUGAUGGUCUCACCACCCAGUUCUGGACCGUUCAAGAUUUAUGUUUUGUCUCAGUGCCUCAGCAUCCAACAGGGGGCGCCUUGUGCUUGGCACUGGACAUGGAUCCUUGUCAGCUAACCUUAUGGAGUUCUAAGUCACCAGACCCAAAGUCUGAGGUAAACAGUGAUAGAGAAGCUCAAGUACAAUGAUAACAACAACCAGUUCUUAUUUUAUAAGAACAGAAUAUUGCAUGAUGUAACUUUUUUAACUAAUUGAGAAAAACAAUAGUGAUCCCAGUCUAUUUUAAAGAAAAAAAAAAACUGUAUGAACAACAGGUCACUUGUAAUAAAUAAUGGACAAUUUUCAGUUCCUAUAAAGAUAUAAGUUAAUUUAAAACUACCAUACCAUACUUUGUAUCAUGAAUUAAUUUUGCACAUUUUAAAGUCAGGACAGGUAUUGAACUUUAUAAUUUAUAUUUUUUGUGUAUAUUUUUUUUUCAUUUCUUGGUCUUAUGUUUAAAAUUUUUCCUAUAAUUUUUUUUACUGUUUGACUUUAGGUUCAUAUAAUGUUAUCUGUGGUAACUAAGUAACAAUGAUUAGGAUUAAUAUUUUUAGAAAUUUAGUGAAAAUACAAAUAGAGCAACAGUUUUUAUUGUUAGAUAAUACUUAUAAAUUAUUUUAUUGAAAAACAACAACUUUGAUUCAACCAUGAGAAAUGAAACAAAUGUCCUUGUUGAGAAAUUUAAAAAGUAUCAUGUAAUCUAAAUUCCAUUUCUGACAUUUGUGUAAUUUCCAAAUGCAAUUGAGAUAAUGUAUAUGUUACAUUUUUACAUGUUACGUAUAGAUAAUCAACUCUUACCAUGUUAGUAAAGAGAAUUUGUGCCAAUCAUAAACAAACGUCACCUAGUGGUGGAAAUGUACAAAUGAUUUGUUUCUUUUUUUUUGUUUAUCUAGCAUUAUAUAAGUUAAAGCUUAAGCUUGUUGUACUACUGGUGUUUGUUACCUUUAUGAAAGUUAAGAUAAUUUCAGUAAUAUUUUGGUGCUUUAGGGUUAGUACUAGUAACAUAUGCAUUACGUAAGCAUGAUGAAUGUAUGAGUAUAGGUUUUGUUGUUCCUUUAGAUUAAUUAUAACAAUGGCCUCCGUAUGAAGUUGUACUACAUUUUGUGUCAAAUUUGACUAAGUUCAGUUAUAGUUCAUGUAUUAUGAGGGAAACUUAGCUGAAAGCUCAUUUUUAUUUUCUUCACUACAUAAUUUAGCAAAAUCGUUUUCUAAACACUUUAGAUUUUUCUUUUUUUUAUUACAUAUAUGUCAACUUUUUUCACAAAAGUUCAUACGGAAAUUUUAAAAAUGGGAAAAGAAAAUGCUUAGAAGUAUCUAAGAAGAACAUUUAUUUUAUCAGAAUACAUGUAAACACGAAAUAUCUGUCAGUACGAUUAUUAAUACUAGUUGUAAAAUUAAUUCAAAAUGGACGUGUUUCAUAAAUGUUACAAUAGACUUAAGAAAAUAGCUUUUGGACCUCUUCAACUCUUCGGAGUACCACCGAAAUGCACUGAAAGUGAAAGAAGAGAUGCUUUUUGGGGAUGUUAGAUCUGGUCUUUGAAUUUAAAACCAGGCCUUUUCAGUAUGGCCUUACAAUCAACUGUGUUAUUCACUUUUUUAUAUUGUGAUGUUGCUGAAGUACGUUGAGAUUUUUUCUGUCUACUAUAGUGCUUAUUUGAUUUACUUUUCAAUUAAUAUUAUGUUUUUUGCUUUAUUGUUUAUUCAGGAUUUUAUUUUGGAUAGUAUACAACUUGAUAAAAGUUUGUUAUAGAAUAGUGAUAUGUUUAGUCAUUUGUGAAUAUAUUUUUUUGGGAAAAUGCACAGUGAAAAGUUUUCCUAUUAUUAUUUUUUCUGUAUUUUCUUUGGCUUUCAACUUUAAGGAUUUUAUUUUAUUAUUUUAAAAUAUAACCACGUACCGAAACAUCAAAGUCAUCUUUAUGGUAGGAAAUGUGCGAUUCAUGGAGUGAAACAAAUAACAAAGAUAACUUUAUAAUUCAUUAAAGAGUGUUGAGGUAAUUUAGAAUUAAAUUUUCUUUAUAUGUAUACUAAAGUAAUACAGGAUCUGUGCAAUAAAAUGAUUUUACAAUCAUACAUGUGUGAUAUGAACAAGCACUGAGUGAGUGUAAAAAACAUGUAGGCUAGCUUUCUUAAGUUACAUGUUGAACUGUGUAAGACUUGUAAGUAAAAUAUUUUGCAUAUUUCCUACAUGUACAAGCUUAUUUGACUCUUGAAUAUAUGUACCUACCCAACUAUAUUAUGUUUAUUGUAAUGCACAAACCUUUUUUAUUACUUUUGUAAAUUAAUAGCAUCAAAUUAUAAAAUGUAAUUGUAAUUGUUGCCUAUGAAAGCGUUUGGAUUGUCUGUCCUACUGAAGGAAAAACAAACAAUUAGUUGUAUUUAUAGCUUAUUUUUCACAUUCGAUGAUUUUGGAGUUUUGAUUGCUGUGCAUGAAAAUACUAUAUUUGUUCAUGUGUUAGCCUUAGAGUAUGUUGUAUGACAUUCUUCAAGCUGCUUACGACAUAAAAAACAAGAUACUCUGAAGAACAAAACAGUUGCAGAAUUGAAAAUAGCAUGAGAGAUAUAUUAUUAAUAGUUAAUUAGGCAACUAACAACUACAUCACCAGCCUAAAUAUGUUUCCACAGACUUCACUAUUAAAGCUCAUAAACAAAAUAUAGCUAAUUGAUACUUUCAUUUCAAAGAGAUAUAAUUAUCUAUGAAUCAAAGUUUAUAUAUUCCAAACAAAACAAUAUUCUACUGAAUUAAACAGAAUCAACCCUACAACUAUGCACAGCUAG